Populus nigra (black poplar) is the source of this 3467-nucleotide messenger RNA. Its product is annotated as disease resistance protein RUN1-like. Bases 73 to 3393 code for a protein of 1106 amino acids. The record is from RefSeq and is a predicted model, not a curated record. The transcript is spliced from 6 exons. Gene Ontology annotation, molecular function: ADP binding; protein binding. Gene Ontology annotation, biological process: signal transduction; defense response. Lineage: Eukaryota; Viridiplantae; Streptophyta; Magnoliopsida; Malpighiales; Salicaceae.
AAUAGAAACUCCAUCAAUGAUAGCGGUGUCAUCCCUUAGAAGAGCCGGCAAACAGUGAAUUCAGUUUCUUGAAUGGCUACUGCAAUACCCCAAGAUGAAGCCUCUUCUUCAAAGAGUAGAUGCACUUACCAAGUGUUCUUGAGUUUUAGAGGUGCAGACACCCGCAAGAACUUUACCGAUCACCUCCACACAGCUUUAGUACAAGCAGGAUUUCACACAUUUAGAGAUGAUGAUGAAAUUCAGAGAGGGGAGAACAUUGAGAUAGAAAUCCAAAAAGCAAUAAAAGAGUCAAGAAUGUCUAUAAUUGUCUUCUCUAAAGAUUAUGCUUCAUCAAGAUGGUGUCUCGAUGAACUAGUGAUGAUCAUGGAGCAUAAAAAACUUGGUGGGUGGCAUGUUGUUUUGCCAAUUUUCUAUGAUUUGGAUCCAUCCCAUGUCAGUGACCAGACAGGGAGUUUUGCUGAAGCUUUUGUUAGGCAUGAAGAGCGGUUCAAAAAGGAGGACAGAGUGGAGGGUUGGAGGAUGGCUCUGAAGGAAGUUGCUGAUCUUGGAGGGAUGGUUUUACAAGAUGGGUAUGAAUCUAAAUUUAUUCAGAAUGUUGUUAAAGAGGUUGGAAAUAGAUUGAAUCCCAAGAUACUAAAUGUUGAGCCCUAUUUAGUCGGAAUAGAUUCCCGUGUAAGGCUCAUCAAUUUGUGGUUACGAGAUGGAUCAGAUGAUGUUGGCAUAGCAACAAUCUAUGGGAUUGGGGGCAUUGGAAAGACAACCAUUGCGAAGAGAGUAUAUAAUCAAAACUGCCACAAUUUUGAGGGAAGUAGUAGCUUUCUCGCUAAUAUUAGGGAAAUGUCAGAGCAACCUAAUGGUCUGGUUCGUUUGCAGAAGCAACUUGUUUCAGAUGUCACAAAGAGAAAAGCAGGUAAAUUUCACAGUAUAGAUGAAGGGAUCAUUAAGAUCAAAGAUGCUAUUUGUUGCAAAAGAGUUCUUCUUAUUCUAGAUGAUGUCGAUCAAUUAGACCAAGUUAGUGCAAUAAUUGGAAUGCGACAAUGGUUUUACCAGGGAAGUAAAAUUAUCAUAACAACGAGGCAUGAACGUUUGCUAAGGGCUGAUGAAGUUAGUGUAAUGUUCAAAGUCCAGCAAUUGAAUGAGAAUGAAUCGCUUCAGCUUUUCAGUUGGCAUGCUUUUGGCCAAAAUCAACCUUUGCAUGGUUAUGAGAUGUACUCUGAGAAUGUGGUGAAUCACUGUGGUGGAAUUCCAUUGGCUCUUCAAGUUUUGGGUUCUUCUUUACAUGGUCAACCUGUGGAAUUAUGGAGAAGAGCAUUACAGGAACCAGAAGCCAUUGAUGAUGGUAAGAUUCAAAAGAUUCUUAGAAGAAGCUUUGACUCCCUACAAGAUGAUCACGACAAAAAUCUGUUCCUUGACAUAGCUUGUUUCUUCAUUGGAAAGGAUAAGGAUUAUUUAGAUAGAAUAGUUGAAGGCUGUGAUUUCUACAGGGUACUUGGAAUUCAGAAACUCGUCGAUAGAUGUCUAAUAACAAUUGACAAAGACAAGAUAUUGAUGAUGCAUCAAUCACUUAGAGACAUGGGAAGGGAAAUUGUUCGCCAAGAAUCACCCGAUGACCUUGGGAAACGUAGCAGACUGUGGCGUCACAAGGAUUCAUUCAGUGUUUUGAGAAAAAAUACUGGUACACGUGCUGUUAAGAGCCUCAUACUCGACCAACAACAGAUAAGCACGGCAUUGGCAAAUAAUGCAGACUUGCAAACUAAGGCAUUUGCAGAAAUGAGCAAUUUAAAACUGCUUGAUCUCAAUAAUGUAAAGCUUAAGGGAAGUUAUGCAGAUUUUCCUAAGAGUUUAGUGUGGAUGCGCUGGCAUGGAUUCUCUUUGAAUUUUAUACCAGAUAAUUUUUCCCUAGAAGAUCUGAUUGUUCUUGAUAUGCACAAGAGUAGUCUAAAACGUGUUUGGAGGAAAACCCAGGCUCUUGAAAAUUUGAAAAUUCUUGAUCUCAGUCAUUCACAUGGUCUAGUAAAUACCUCUGACCUAUCAGGACUGCCUAGUCUUGAAAGGCUGAUUCUUAAAUAUUGCAUAAGUUUGAUUGAGGUUCACGAAUCCAUUGGAAAUCUGGGAAGCCUUUUUCUCUUAAAUCUGAAAGGCUGCAAAAAUCUCAUAAAGCUUCCUAGGAGCAUUGGUUUGUUGAAAUCACUUGACAAACUUAUUUUAUCUGGAUGCUCCAAACUUGAUGAGCUACCUGAGGAGCUACGAACAUUGCAAUGCUUAAGGGUGCUUCGUGCUGAUGAAACUUCCAUAAAUCGGCUACAGUCAUGGCAAUUAAAUUGGUGGUCUUGGUUAUUUCCGAGAAGAAGUCUACAAUCCACUAGCUUUUCAUUCACUUUUCUACCAUGUUCUCUGGUAAAGUUAAGUCUUGCUGAUUGCAAUAUAACAGAUGAUGUUAUUCCUGAUGAUCUUAGCAGCCUGCCUGCCUUGGAGCACCUAAACCUGAGUAAAAACCCAAUUCAAACCCUACCAGAAAGCAUGAAUAGCCUCUCUAUGCUACAGGACCUUCUGUUAAACCACUGCAGAAGUCUCCAAUCACUUCCCGAACUUCCAACAAGCUUAAAGAAGUUGAGGGCAGAAAAAUGUACGAAGUUGGAAAGAAUUGCAAAUUUGCCAAAUUUGUUGAGAUCCUUGAGACUUAAUCUUAUUGGUUGUAAAAGACUAGUUCAGGUUCAAGGCUUGUUCAACUUAGAAAUGAUGAGAGAAUUUGAUGCCAAAAUGAUCCAUAACCUGCACCUGUUCAAUAUAGAAUCUUUAGGUAGCAUUGAAGUGGAAAUGAUCAAUUCUAUCACAAAGACAUCAAGGAUAACUCGCCUCCAGAUAUUGCAAGAACAAGGCAUAUUUAGCAUUUUUCUUCCUGGAAGUGAGGUUCCAAGUUGGUACAGCCAUCAAAAGCAGAACAAUUCAGUAUCGUUUGCCGUGCCUCCACUUCCAAGUCGCAAGAUUCGUGGAUUAAACUUAUGCAUUGUAUAUGGAUUACGCAAUACAGAUAAGAAAUGUGCUACUCUAUAUCCACCUGAUGCUGAAAUCAGCAACAAAACCAAGGUUUUGAAAUGGAGCUAUAAUCCAAUAGUCUACGGGGUACCACAAAUUGGUGAAGAUAUGUUAUGGUUAAGCCAUUGGAGGUUUGGUACUGAUCAAUUGGAAGUUGGGGAUCAAGUGAAUGUUUCAGCAUCUGUGACACCUGAUUUUCAAGUAAAGAAGUGUGGAGUACAUCUUGUCUAUGAACAAGAAGAUAAUGAUACCCUGUUAAACAAUGAAGAAAUAGUCCAGAGUAGCUCUAUUGGAUUCCAAACUCUUGUCAAGAAACAUGUUCUAGAACAUCCAGUAUCACGUGUAUUUGAUGUCUGAUAUCACAAGUGUUGAACUCAAAAACAUGUAAUUCUUUGAUCAAUGAAACAUUAACACAUAAAUUAAACGAGAAA